AUGCCGCCUUCACCCAAGGAUGCUAGCGAAACCGUACUCGACGGAUUUGUCUUCCCAUGGCGAGAGCCAUCGCAACAGAGUGCGGAAAGCCAUGCUCCCAGCAAUCGCAAUCCGCAAGGGCCCUCCGGACAGAUUCAAGAUAACUAUGCUCACGGCAACACCGAUCGACCUGCGCACCAGGUCCAUGUCCCGGAGAACAUCCAGAACCAUGGCGUUGACGUCCGAGAUCAUGCCCUCGACCACUUCCCAGACCAUGUCCGCAACUUUGUUCCCCCAUUCGCACUCACCCCCGAUGCCUACAAUCGACGGCUCUCCAUCCCCACGCUCCGGACUCCUGAGAAGGCUUGGGCCACCGAAGGGCGCACAUCCGUUAGAGAACGAAUGCGAGCCAGUUCAUUGCCGACCAUGGCCCCCUCGUUCGAAAGCCCUGAAGAACCCGAUGUCCGGAAGGUGGUGUUUACCAUGAGUCCGUUCAGCCGUGACGGCCGAUUUCAAGAACAUCCGGAGCCAUUGGCGACGUUCAAGGGAGACCGAAUGCUGGGAGAAGAGCUACAGCGGACGGAGAGUCGAGCCAGCAUCGUCAGUCUGGAAAAGUUUCAUGCCCUGAAACGAAAGACGGCACACAAGGCACGCGGCAAGGUGGCUCAGAUCCUUUUUCAAUAUACAUAUUACUUGUUGCUGGUGGCAAUUGUGUACUUUGUGCUCGUGGGGGUCCCUUUGUGGCGGGGACUCGUCUAUACAUUCUGGCAUGUGAUGAAGUAUAGCUUGACCGUCGAGGGUCUCUGCGCCAUUUUUGUUGGCAUUGCGUUCUUCUAUUCGGUGGGCACGCUGUUCACCCAGUACGAGCCCGACCCAGAGCCCGUCGACCCGCGCCACUUCCAAGACCACCUGGACCGCGCCCGAAGCACCGCACUCAUCAUCCCGUGCUACAAGGCGGCGGAGCUGAUCGGGCCCACCCUCCAGGCGGCGCUGAAGGUUUUCCCGCCGGAGAACAUCUAUGUGGUGGCGAACGGAAACAGUGCCACGCCGCUGGACAGCACGGAAGAGGUGUGCCGACCGUACAAGGUCAACCACAUCUGGGUGCCGAUCGGGUCCAAGAUCGUGGCACAGUUUGUGGGCUCGUACGCGGCCUACAAGUUCCAGUACGUGCUGAUGAUCGACGACGACUGCGCGCUGCCGCCCAACUUCCCCAUCGUCUCGGAGCGCAUCCAGCAGGGGACGAAGAAGGGCCUGAUCAAAUGUGUGGGCUACACCAUCAAAGCCGUCGGGCCCGACGGCACCAAGGGCAACGCCGUGCAGCAGCUCCAAGACAUCGAGUACAAAAUGAGCGGCAUGCAGCGCCAGUUCGCCGGCUCGUGGGGGAGUGCCAUCUUUGCCCAUGGCGCCAUUGCCCUGUGGGAGCGAGACUUCGUCCUCAAGUGUUUCCGCCACCAUCCCGGCUUCAAGAUCUCGGAAGACUGGUUUUUCGGCCUGACCUGUCGCAACCUCGGCGGCCGCAUCGUCAUGUGCUCGGCGGUGCUGGUCGAGACCGAAGUGCCCUCGGGCCUGUUCUUUGGUGCGGGCGCCCGAGGGGGGUUUGGCGAGAUGACGGUGUACAAGCAGCGAUUCUUCCGUUGGAAUUUUUUCAUUAUUUUCCGCAUGUGGAGCAAUUUGCGACAUAUGCUUUUUUCCUGGAGUCUGGGCAUCUACACCUUGGGUUCCCUGGUGUAUACAUUUCAAGAGGGGUUGGUGGCUCUCCUCUACCUAACCACACCCUUCUUCUUGCCGAUCGCAUGGGUGGUUCGGCCUAGCUUUAUGGGAAUGAUGACCGGGAUCGUGAUAGGCAUGUAUUUCAUGACGGUCAAUAUCUUCAACGAGGUCAUUCUACGCCGGAAAGGAGAAAUGGUGUCUCGGAAAAUCGUCUUUUUCUACUACAUGCCGUACAAGUUUGUUUUGAGGUUCAUGAACGUGGCUUCAAUUUAUUACUCCAUCUUCAAAUACGCACAAUACUUCUCUCAACGACACCCAACGAUAAUGGAAGACGAACGCGCCGUCGACCUGGUCAUUUGCGCCAAACCACGACCGCUGAGCCAGCCCCAGCCUCCUUCACGGUCGAAGUCCCAAAGGAGAGGUCCGCUCCUGCGCGUGCCUUCGUAUCGGCCGUGGUCUUCACAUGCACAUGGCCACGGACAUGCCCACAGCAAGAGUUCUUCCAGCAAGGCCGCAUCCGAGCGUAGUGACGACGACGUGCCUCCUGAUAUGCUGGUCGCCCCGCCCGUCCCAGAGACGAUCCCGCACGGUGAUGAGUGGGUAUGA
Molecule: messenger RNA, 2295 nt
Organism: Capronia epimyces CBS 606.96
Lineage: Eukaryota; Fungi; Ascomycota; Eurotiomycetes; Chaetothyriales; Herpotrichiellaceae
Exons: 6
Coding region: 1-2295 (764 amino acids)
Source: RefSeq, a predicted model, not a curated record